CUUUGGCAAUAAGCUUCUAAUCUUCGAUUCUGCGGAGCCUUGCUCCAUUAUCUGUACAUAUUCUCAGCUGAGAAUUCGUCGCUGCCAAUCGAAAUUCAGACGUCCCACGACGAGCCUCACGAUGUUUAGAACGCCUCAGAGUCAUGACAGUAGUGAAGAGAUACUCCCUCAUGCAGGAAACUCUUCUGGAAAUUCCUCAGGGACUUCUUCGGAGAAUGCUUCAGAGAAAGGCAUCCCAUACCCUACAUUUCCAGCACGGGCUUUGUCUGGACGAGAAAUCUGGAAAAACACUUCUCUGAAAAUUGAAGUCACGACUCAAAAUAGUAACGAGCCUUUCUACCCUCCUUCGACGCACCACAUACGAGGCCCUGAAGAAUUACCCUCGCAAAACAAAUGGACAUUGGCUAUCGUAACCUUUUCGCUAUGCCUUGGUACCUUUCUUGUCGCUCUGGACACUAUGAUCAUAGGGACAGCAAUUCCAAGCAUCACUUCUCAGUUCCACUCACUGGAAGACAUAUCAUGGUACGGGAGUGCAUAUCUUCUCACCAACACGGCAUUGCAACCCAGUUUCGGCAAAUUGUAUAAGUUAUUCAGGAUUAAGAUGAUAUAUUUGUUGUGUGUGGUUGUGUUUGAAGUUGGAUCGAUCAUUUGUGCAGCUGCACCAAGCUCUGCUGUAUUCAUUGUUGGACGAGCGAUUGCUGGAUGCGGAGCAGCUGGACUGCUUCAGGGUGCUCUUGCAAUCAUUGCAAAUACGGUUCCACUUGCGAAAAGACCUAUCUACAUGGGGAUUGUCAUCAGCGUCUUUGGGAUUAGUGUUUGCAUCGGACCUGUCCUCGGAGGGGCUUUUACUCAACACAUAACGUGGAGAUGGUGCUUCUGGAUCAACGUCCCGAUCGGAGGAACAGCCCUUCUCCUGAUCGCCAUCUUCCUUCGACUCAAGAGGUCUGAGGAGCAAGAACGAUAUAGAUUGAUGCGAGUCAUCGACCGUGUCAAGGAACUUGAUCCAUUGGGAGCCUCAUUACUGAUCUCGGCAAUCUGUUGCCUCUUCUUGGCUUUACAGUGGGGAGGACAAUCACUGCCAUGGAACUCCUCCAAGGUUAUUGGAUUAUUUGCUGGAUUUGGUGUCUUGAUCGCUCUCUUCUGCUUUACACAGGUCAUCCUGGGUGAGGACGCAACGAUACCUAUUCGUGUACUCAAGCAACGUUCCAUCUUGUGUGGCUCGCUGUUUCUUUUCUUCAUGGCAGUUCCUUCGUAUAUCUACGGAUAUUAUUUGCCGAUCUACUUUCAAACUUCGAAGGGGUCUUCUGCGACUUACAGUGGGGCCCAAUUCAUGGCACUUGCUGUCUCCCAGAUAUUCUUCGUCGUGAUCUCGGGUGCUGUUGCAACAAAGUGGGGAUAUUACGCUCCAUAUAUGGUAGUUGGAACUGCAAUCAGUGCAGUGGGCUCAGGCUUACUGACAAUGCUGAAAGUUGAUACUCCCACAUGGGAGUGGGCGUUGUUCAUGGUCAUAUGUGGAAUAGGCACUGGCCUUGCAAUCAACUUACCCUACACGGCUGUACAGGUUGUACUGAGCAAAGAAGAUGCACCAAUAGGAAACGCAAUCUCACAGUUCGCAUUUCAACUUGGAGCUGCCAUAAGUCUUUCCAUAGGACAGAACAUCUUCCUCAACAAGUUGAUUGAGGUCGUCCCCCAAAAGACACCAUCAAUUCCUGUCUCAGCAGUGGUUGCGGCUGGCGCCUAUGAUCUUCGCAGUCUUGCGCCGACACCUGCACUUUUACACCUCCUCAGAGAAGCUUAUGCUCUCGCGAUUCGAGAUCCAUUGAUAUAUGCGGUGACAGCAGCUUGUCUUGGAUUGGUUUUCGCUUGUGGAAUGGAGCAUAAGAAUAUCAAGGCUGUUGAACAAUCAAGAAUGGGGAGAUGUCAAGAACUCAAUACGCAUGGGUUAACGGAUUCUUCCUCAAGUAGAGAUGAGCAAGUGUAGAUUUUGACUGCUAAUUGGGUAUGCAAAAUUAGGUGUUAUGGGAACAGGACUCAAUCAAUGCUCUGUAUAUUCUAUCAUU
Molecule: messenger RNA, 2060 nt
Organism: Mollisia scopiformis
Lineage: Eukaryota; Fungi; Ascomycota; Leotiomycetes; Helotiales; Mollisiaceae
Product: MFS general substrate transporter
Exons: 8
Coding region: 122-1981 (619 amino acids)
Biological process (GO): transmembrane transport
Molecular function (GO): transmembrane transporter activity
Source: RefSeq, a predicted model, not a curated record